CCCCACUUUCAUUUACAUCUAGUGAUUAUAUAAAGUGUUUCGGAGUUUCCGUGUUAACAGUGGCCUUAAAAGCUGGACACGGAAGGCUUUAUUUUCACAGAAUAAGUUGAUAUGUCUCCCGGCAACAGUUCCGAACAGACUGUAUCAUUAGAGAUGAGUCCAAAUGACAAAGACAGUCUGACUGGUACCAACGAAAUGGUUGUCACUUCAGCUGCUAGACCAAUGAACGAUUCUCAAGACAGAACAGAUUUCAAUGAUGUUGUAACCAUGUACAAUGGCGACACAGGUGGCACUAGCAACAACAAUCCUUCUGGGAGUGUUUUCACUGACAGACAAAACAUCGUUCAAGGGUUCUGCGACGCAUCACUAAUGGCGGCAAAUGUGUCUCAGCUACGCGCGGUAUUGGACGGGGACCCGGCAUACAGAUUCUUCACCCCUCUACUGGUCUUGAUUGGACUGUCUUUGAUCUUACACAUAGGGUUUGGUUUUAUAAUGAUUCAAAGGUGGCGAAAAGCAAGAAAAGCCCACUUGGAACAUGUGAAGAAAGCCAAAGAGUCGGACUCGCAGGGGCAGGGGCCCAAUACGAUAGCAAGCGACCCCCGAGGGAUCGUCUGUGCCUGCGAAUGGUGUGCGACUGUUGAGUGGUACGAUGAGAUCAGUAUAUUCAUUGUGUUUUUUGUUAUUGUUUUGAAUGUUGUGAUCGCAGUACUAGGGUUAAGGGACAGCAAGUAGUUUUUGGAAAAGCAACUACAUGUAUAGAAAUACUCAUAAAUUAAUAAAAAUGAUAAUUAUGACCAUAAUAAUAAUUAUGAUAAUAAAUUAACCAAAAAUGAAAAAUAACAUAGACAAACGUAAUUGUGUGUCAAAGUCGCGUUAUACCUGUGAAUAACACACAUGUACAAUUGUAAAAUAAAAGUCAAUUACUAGUUAAUUAGAAACUGUCUCAAAAAUUGUCAUUUAAGAUUAGGGAGACUGAAUAACUUACAGUUUAUUAAUUUUAAAAAAAAAAAAUUGCCAUGAUUUUGUGCAAAAUUAACAAAACACUUACAAUUAUAUAACAUAAAUACUAUAAAAUACAAAUACAAACUAUACAUAUGGAAAAUAAAAAGAGAAAUUAUGCAAUACAAUAAAACAUUUUUACAUUUCAGAUAGUAAAAACAGGCACCUGGUGUUAUAUAUAUAUCUUUUUUUCUCAUAUUAUAUCUCUUUACAUAAUUCUAAUCUUUUCCUAUUUUCUUUAUAAUAGGAAAAGAAAAAGAUUAGAACGAUGUAAGGGGGGAAUCUCUUUAUACAUGUUUGUAUUUUGUUUUAUACAAUUGUGAAUGAAAAAAAAAAUAAAGAUUA
Molecule: messenger RNA, 1344 nt
Organism: Magallana angulata
Lineage: Eukaryota; Metazoa; Mollusca; Bivalvia; Ostreida; Ostreidae
Product: ninjurin-1-like
Exons: 3
Coding region: 112-732 (206 amino acids)
Biological process (GO): cell adhesion; tissue regeneration
Cellular component (GO): membrane
Source: RefSeq, a predicted model, not a curated record